AUGCAGUUACCCAGCGUAAAAAAGACAGUUGCUGAAAAUCUGGCGGAAGUCAAUCAGAAAUUCAUCGAUAAAAUCCAUUGUCAAGAUAAAAAGCGAAUUUUCAUAAAACGGCUACCAAGAAGUGGAUUAAACGAUGCUGAAAUAUUGGCCAAAGCUGGUGAUUAUUUGUCAAUGGGGAAUGGACAGUCGGAAGUUUUGUCAGGUUUCGUCAGUGGUACUGUUUACAAUGACAUCGAUGAUGAAAAUCUGAAGUCAUUGCAAGUCGAGAUCUACAAGAUGUUCUGCUAUUCGAAUCCACUGCAUCCGAUGAUAUUUCCUGAUUGUCGAAAAAUGGAAGCAGAGGUUGUGCGGAUGGUUGCAGAUUUGUUUAACGGUGAUGCAGAUGUUCGAGGAACGAUGACGACAGGAGGCACAGAAUCGAUCAUGUUAGCAAUGCUAGCCUAUCGAAACAGGGCCAAUAGUAAAGGGAUCGAAGAGCCACUAAUGCUUGUUCCGAUAACUGCUCAUGCUGCUUUCGAUAAGGCGGCCGUGUUGUUCGGUAUUCGCAUACGCCAUAUUCCUGUUACUAGUGAUGGGCGAGUUGAUGUGAAAAAAAUGGAGCGAGCAAUUACAUCGGAUACAUGUGUGCUGGUUGCAUCUGCACCAAAUUUUCCUACUGGUACAAUGGAUGACGUCAUUUCGGUGUCUCAGUUAGGGAUGAAAUAUGAUAUUCCGGUGCAUGUAGAUUCAUGUCUGGGUGGCUUUCUCAUACCGUUCAUGAAGGAUGCUGGUUAUACUUUGCCCACUUUCGAUUUUCGUCUGCCUGGAGUGACGUCAAUCUCUUGUGAUACGCAUAAGUAUGGAUGUGCGCCGAAAGGUUCGUCGGUGGUCAUGUAUAGAAAUGCUGAUUAUGUGCAUGACCAGUAUAUACGUGUACCAGACUGGACCGGCGGCGUGUAUGCAACACCGACACUUUUGGGCAGCCGUGCGGGUCUGACAAUUGCAUUGACGUGGUCUACAUUGUUACAUUUUGGUUAUGCGAAUUACGUGUCAAGAACGAAACAAAUUAUCGAGUGCACCAAGCGUAUUGCAAAUGCAAUUCGUGGUGGUGAUGAUAAUAAUCCAAUCCCAGGUUUACGUUUACUCGGUUCUCCUGACGUCUCGGUAGUUGCAUUCGAGAGUGAUAUUGUGAACAUCUAUGCUAUAGGCGAUCAAAUGUCUGAACGUGGAUGGCAUCUAAAUCUAAUUCAAAAUCCGCCUGGUUUACAUAUUUGUGUCACUUAUAACACGGUGAAAGCAAAUGCCGAUGUAACGUUCAUAAGGGAUCUACGCGAAGUGGUCAAUAAAUUGCUCGGUGAGCCGAACAAAGGAAAUGAUUCGGAAAUGGCAGCAAUCUAUGGGUUGGCAGCAUCUGUUCCUGAUAAAAGUAUCAUCAAUGAAGUGGUCAAUGCUUACUUAGAUGCGUGUUAUGCCAUGCCGAACGCAUCAAUUCAAGAGCACUUCAAUGUUUCCUAG
Anisakis simplex (herring worm) is the source of this 1494-nucleotide messenger RNA. NCBI's taxonomy places the organism in Eukaryota, Metazoa, Nematoda, Chromadorea, Rhabditida, Anisakidae. The record is from the annotation of a GenBank genome assembly.